AUGGCGCAACGACCGGUAUUUUGGCAGAAGCGCGUUCUCGUGCCCUUCUGGAUAGUGCGAAUAUGUAUCAUGAUCUUGAUCAUUGCAGCAUAUGGCUAUUCCCUACGGACUGUGGAUGAACUAAAGGAUGUCAUCCAACCAUCAACUGGAUCAGUCGUUGUCUUCAUGCUCUUCAUCGUCAUUGUGCUCCUCAUCGACAUUCUUGCGAUCAUCAUGUUCCUUGGCGACAAGCUGAAACCAGGCACUUUCCUCACCAUGAACUGCUUCCAAACUGGGUUCUGGACUGGCGUCUUGAUCAUGGACUUUGUUGCCAUAGGCCAGGGCGCCAGCUCUGUAGGAAUUGGAUUCAGCAUCUUCGUAUUCCUCACCUUCCUCGGUCUCCUCAUCUACGCCAUCGUCGGGUACCGUCGCGCGAAGAAAGAAGCCCAACGGGGCCAGUAUGCGCCAGCGCAUAACCCAUUGGCGGCGGCGGCGGCUGCACAAUCGUCCCCGUACAACAGCGUCCCCGAGUACCAACAGAAUACCGCAUACCAUUCGCAGACACAGCCUGAUAUGCACAACCAGUACCUUCCACCAUACCAAAGUGGUGCUGCGACGGACUACUACCAGCAGCCUGUGAAGCCCGCCCACAUUGUCUCAGGUCUCUCAGUCGAACACAUUCGCUUCAUCUUCAUUCUUCCAGUCAGGAUGCGAUCAUUCUUGCUACUCGCUGCGGCGGUUCCUUUCGCUCAAGCUGUUCGCAUCGUGCAGUCAAAUGACGAUGGAUGGUCAGAGGCAAACAUCCGUACCUUCUUUGACGUCUUGAACUCUGCUGGCCACGAGGUUGUCCUGUCUGGUCCUGCUGAGAAUCAGUCUGGCAGAGGAUCAUCCGACGAACCCCCGAAGACUGUUGAUUCAGACGGCUGCAUUCAUGCAUCCUGCCCAGGUGGAAGCCCGCCCACAGGUGCAAAUGCGACAGACCCUCGUUUGAACUACGUGAACUCGUUCCCGGUUACUUCUAUCAAGCAAGGCAUCGAUGUCACUGCGCCUAAGCUCUGGAACGGCGCAAAGCCCGAACUCGCUCUGACCGGACCGAAUGUCGGAAGCAAUGUUGCUGUUCAGGUGCCCUUCUCCGGUACCGUCGGCGCCGCUACAUAUGCGGCAAAGACGGCCCAAAUCCCAGCUAUCGCCUUCUCUGGUCAGUCUGGAGAUCCUACCGCAUGGAAUGCUCCUACACCUUUCCACAGCAAGAUCUACGCUGAUCUGGCUCUGAACGUCACCACCACCAUCAUCAACAGCGGAAAGCCCUACCUCCCAGCGAACACCUACUUGAACGUCAACUUCCCCUCUGUCUCCGAGACCAAGUGCAGCGAUCCCAGUCAGUUCAAGUACAUCUUUACUCGCAUCAACACUGGUCUUUUGAGUGCUCGCGAUGCGGACUGGUGCGGUAGCACGCGCCUUCCGUGGGAGGCGGACGUUAUCUUGAUUCGAGGAAGCGACUGCUACGUUACUAUCAGCCCUGGUGAUGCAAACGACAAGACGACCAUAAACGAUGCUGCGAAGAGAGAUGAUGGGGAUGGCAAAGCUUCGCGCAUGAAGUCAUAUGAAUCGCAUUUCGACCAUACCCUCCCUCUGAACCAACCCAUCAUCCUCCGUCUAGACGGCCAUGGAUUCUCGCGCUUCACGUCACACUUUGCGCGCCCCUUCGACGAGCGCAUACACACUGCGAUGAUAUCAGCCUGUGCUGAUUUACUUCACUUCUUUCCCCGCGCUACAGUCGCAUACACGCAGUCCGACGAGAUCACCCUGAUCUUUCCGGAAGGCGUUCAGAUUUUCAACGAAAGAGUGCAGAAGCUAUGUAGUCUGAGUGCGAGUUAUUGCUCGGUGCGAUUCAACAAGCAUCUCGCGGAGGCGCUGGAUAAAAUGCCGGAGCCGGCAGUCAAGGGCAACGUGGAGAAGGUACUAGGUAUAGCGCAUUUCGAUGCGCGUUUCUUCCCCGUUCCUUCUGUAGAGGAGGCUCUCAACAACCUCAUAUGGAGGUGUCGCAAUGAUGCUGUACGGAAUGCUGUGUCUGCUUUUGCUCGGACUAUGUACUCAACUAAGGAGAUGAAUGGCAAGAAGACGCGGGAACUCGUUGAAAUGAUGUUGGAAGAGAAGGGCGUUAAAUUCGAGGAGGCGGUGCCGAAAUGGGCGAUUGAGGGCUGUUUGCUGAAGAGAGAGCAACAUGAGCAUGAGGGUGUAAAUCCAAGGACUGGAGAGGUUGAGAAGACGUUUCGGACAAGGCCGCGAGUAGAG
Alternaria burnsii is the source of this 2274-nucleotide messenger RNA. RefSeq names its product sure-like protein. The record is from RefSeq and is a predicted model, not a curated record. Gene Ontology annotation, biological process: tRNA modification. Gene Ontology annotation, molecular function: tRNA guanylyltransferase activity; hydrolase activity; magnesium ion binding. The annotation marks the transcript as partial. Lineage: Eukaryota; Fungi; Ascomycota; Dothideomycetes; Pleosporales; Pleosporaceae. The transcript is spliced from 7 exons.